AUGUUCGGCCAAAUUUCUUCAAUUAUCAACUCUACUUCUUCUGCUUCUGCUUUUGCCUCUGCCUCUUCCUCUGCUAUAAUGCAAAGAGCUUUCCUUCAAGAUUUUAUUACUAGUUUUGAAGGAGAUCAUGCCCUUUCAAACGACAGCUUCGAGGAAACCGAUUCUGGGUAUUGUUCCCUUGACGAGCUUGAACUCGAAUUUGACAAUCGUGAUGAUCAGGAUGAUGAUAUUGAGAUCCUUUUGGAUCCUUCUCAGCUUAAUAUAGAGGAACAACUUGUAUAUGAGAUGCUGCAUAUUUCAAUCAUUUGA
Phycomyces blakesleeanus NRRL 1555(-) is the source of this 309-nucleotide messenger RNA. RefSeq lists its product as hypothetical. The record is from RefSeq and is a predicted model, not a curated record. Bases 1 to 309 code for a protein of 102 amino acids. NCBI's taxonomy places the organism in Eukaryota, Fungi, Mucoromycota, Mucoromycetes, Mucorales, Phycomycetaceae. The transcript has 2 exons.